GAAUUCAUGGCCCAAAUCUGAAGGUUUUCUGUGUGAUGUUUUUGUGGAAGAUUUGUUAAAAGAAAGCAGCACAUAUUUUAUGAAGAGACUCGUGCAGACCAGGGAGGAUGAAAUAAGUUAUGUAAAGAGAAAUUUACAUACAUUACAGAAUAAUAAAAAAUUAGGUGGGUGUUACAAAAUCAUAUUACAAAACGAAUUAUGAAUGGCUUUUAAAGAAAGGGGUUAAGAACUUCGGUGUUACAUAAAUAGUUAGUUUAAAUAGUGUUGAAUAACAUAACAAUUUAAGUGUAUUUAAAUAAUGUUUAGGUUAAUAAGGGGUCCAAGCCUGGCGCAGUCUCUAUAUUAACUUCACUGCGUCUCUUCCGCAGUUAUGAAACUUUCAUACACAGGUUUUGUAACACAGCCCGUCCUGACCAAUCACGGACCGAGCCUGCUGUUCACGUGACUAUUUUUUUUUUAAUAUAACAUCUCUGAGGAAAAGCCUUUCAUUACAUUGCCAAGCACCGCGGCAGCUAUCGAAAUGUAUAAACACGGUUACAAAAGAACCCCUACGUUCACUUAGCAUUUCACAAAAACAUUUCAAUGCUGCCAUGGCGCUAAAACCCCAGGUGGUGGACACGGUAGAGGAGAAAAGCGCUUUCUUUAUCGGCGCAAAGGAGGAAGAGGAGGGCCACCAUGAACUUAUACUACAGAAAGGCAACGCUUUGGCGUCUGAAGACUGUCUCAAGGAGGCCAUCGACUGGUUUUCAGCUGCCAUGCGCUACGGACCGGUGCGUCCCGAACAGUUAAGCACCUUUGUGGAGUGUAUCCUCCGCAACUUCAAGAGGAAAGCCCCCGGGCCGCAGUCCUCAGCUGGCCGGGGUCCGCACGCAGCACAGGAUUCCGGAGACUUUGCGGUGUUUGGCUGCCCCAACUGUCACGGCUUUUUAGGCGAACCCGUGACAGUAGCUUGCGGACAUUCGUAUUGUAGAAGAUGUUUACAGCGGCGCCUCGUCUCCAGGUGUAGGCUAUGCCAUGAGCCCGUUGGAGGUGAGGAGAAAACCAACGUAGCUCUGUGCGGCCUUUUAGAAAAAUGGUUUCCCGACGAGCUGAAAAAGUUAAAAACAUUACAAAAAGUGGAAGCGUCGUGUGGGAGAAAACGCUACAGCGAAGCUGUUUCUCUAGCGAGCGACGUUCUCCGGUCAGAUCCAACCGCGACCUUGGCCCGUCUUUCGCGAGCAGAAGCCUACACGGCGCUCAAGCAGUACCAGCUGGCUUUGGAGGAUGCAGAGUUCUGCUCCAGGUCCAGCUAUUCUGCUGAGGCUCUGUUCAGGAAAGCUACGGUGCUGCAUGAAAUGGGUCAGGUCGAUGAGUCUCUCCAAGUCUUCCUCCACUGCCUGACUAUCGACGAGGACUUCCCAGGUGCUAAACAAAAAGUGGAGAAGAUCUUGUGUGACCUUCUCUCCCCGGUUGAUGAGAAUGUUGAAGUAGGCCUGAGAGAAACGACACAGAACACGUUAUCCCACCUGCGCAGUAAACAUUUUGUGACCGAUGCCCAAGCUCAGCCACAGGACCCCGAUCAGAGGCAACAACAGCAACACCAGGUCCGUGCCACGUCUGCACACCAGGUGGACAGCCAGGAGAAACGAUGUGAAAGCCCGGAGCGGCCCGGCCUGAGCCGAGCCCAGUCGCUUCGAAUGCACAGCUAUAACACUAGUGAAGAGGGGCUGAAGAGGGUGAGCUCGGCUCCUCAGCUGGGCAACCAGGACAAGGGAAGUCUGCUGAAGAGGAAGCUGUCCGUGUCAGACAUUGAACCAUAUGUGGUGGACAGUGGAAGUAGCAAAUGUAAGAAACAAGGUGUAUCAAAAGGCUCCAAGUCAGCCAAUGCAAAAACCUGCAGUAGUGUUCCUCAGGAUCUGCUCGACCCCAAUGACCUGGAGUGCUCCCUUUGUAUGAGGUUGUUUUAUGAGCCCGUGACAACGCCGUGCGGCCACACUUUCUGUAAGAACUGCUUGGAGCGCUGCUUGGACCACAACCCCCAAUGUCCCCUCUGCAAAGAGAGCCUCAGAGAGUAUCUAGCAUGCAGGAAAUACGUGGUGACAACUGUCUUGGACGUCCUGAUUAAACACCUUUUCAGUCAGGAGUAUGAAGAGAGGACAAAAACACAUGUGGAGGAGAACCAAGAGUUGUCUGACCUGACAAAGAACGUGCCUAUUUUUGUGUGUACCAUGGCUUACCCCACCGUGCCUUGUCCCCUGCAUGUCUUCGAGCCACGUUAUCGCCUCAUGAUCCGCCGCUGCAUGGACACGGGCACGCGGCAGUUUGGGAUGUGCAUUAGUGAUCCCCAGAAAGGGUUUGCAGAUUAUGGCUGCAUGCUGAUUGUCAGGAGCGUCCAUUUCCUACCUGACGGUCGUUCUGUAGUCGAUACCAUCGGAGGAAAACGUUUCCGGGUUUUGUCCAGAGGAAUGAAGGAUGGUUACAAUACUGCAGACAUUGAACACUUGAGGGACACCAGGGUGGAGAACAGAGAGGAACUAGAAAAGCUACAGGAGCUUCACGAUGCAGUUUACGGACAGGCCCAAGUCUGGUUCCAAAACCUCAAGAUCCGCUUCCACAACCAGAUUCUGCAACACUUUGGACCAAUGCCGGAGCGAGAACCAGACAUCCAGGCAACUCCAAACGGUCCCGCUUGUUGCUGGUGGCUGCUGGCCGUUUUGCCCAUCGACCCUCGGUACCAGCUCUCCGUCCUGUCAAUGACCAGCCUCAAAGACCGCCUGGUGAAGAUCCAGCACAUUCUCACAUAUCUGCAGAGCAUCCCCAACAACUAAGAGCUUCCCUACAACAGACAACCUUUGGGACUUAAAAUGAAACCUUUAGGAAACCAUCAAUCAGCAUCUCAACGAACUACAAUCUCUACUACCAGCUGGCGUCAUUGUUUUUCUUUUUACAGUUAAUAAAACCCCCCAUUUACUGUUGUGUGGAUCAAUAAAACAGACAUAUGGCCAAACCA
Girardinichthys multiradiatus is the source of this 2989-nucleotide messenger RNA. RefSeq names its product LON peptidase N-terminal domain and ring finger 1, like (gene lonrf1). The coding region runs from base 591 to 2807 and encodes 738 amino acids. NCBI's taxonomy places the organism in Eukaryota, Metazoa, Chordata, Actinopteri, Cyprinodontiformes, Goodeidae. Gene Ontology annotation, molecular function: protein binding. The record is from RefSeq and is a predicted model, not a curated record. The transcript is spliced from 12 exons.